Pezoporus occidentalis (night parrot) is the source of this 3677-nucleotide messenger RNA. RefSeq names its product formin like 3 (gene FMNL3). The coding region runs from base 264 to 3320 and encodes 1018 amino acids. Gene Ontology annotation, biological process: regulation of cell shape; cortical actin cytoskeleton organization; cell migration. Gene Ontology annotation, cellular component: cytosol. Gene Ontology annotation, molecular function: actin filament binding; small GTPase binding. Lineage: Eukaryota; Metazoa; Chordata; Aves; Psittaciformes; Psittacidae. The record is from RefSeq and is a predicted model, not a curated record. The transcript has 27 exons.
GCCUCCCCCGCACAGAAGCGCGACGCUCAUUGGUCGGCGUAGCCGUCGCCGAGCCAAUCGUAACCUCCUCACUGGCUGCCGUUCCUCUUGAGCGCCCCCCGGUGGAGCCGCCGUUACCCGCCCGUCCUUGCGCGCCCCCUGGCGGCGCCGCCGCGCUCCGGGCCGGGGCGGGGCCGGGCGGGGCGGGGCGGGGCCGGGAGGCGGCGGCGGCCGGACGCGACGGGCAGAGCCUCCCCCGCCGCCCCCCGGUGCCUGGGCCGGGGAUGGGGAACGUGGAGAGCGCGGACGGGGAGGCGCUGUCCCGGGGACCGGGAGCGGCGGCGGCGGCCCAGGGGGGGCCCGGGCUGCUGGCCCCGGGCAAGAUGCCGAUGCCGGAGCCCUGCGAGCUGGAGGAGCGCUUCGCCCUGGUGCUGAGCUCCAUGAACCUGCCCCCAGAUAAAGCCCGGCUCCUGCGGCAGUAUGACAACGAGAAGAAGUGGGACCUCAUCUGCGACCAGGAGCGGUUCCAGGUCAAGAGCCCCCCCCAUGCUUACAUCCAAAAGCUGCGGAGCUUCCUGGAGCCGGGCGUCACGAGGAAGAAGUUCAGGAGGAGGGUGCAGGAGUCCACCAAGGUCCUGCGUGAGCUGGAGAUCAGCCUGAGGACAAACCACAUCGGGUGGGUGCGUGAGUUCCUCAAUGAUGAGAACAAGGGGCUGGAUGUGCUGGUGAACUACCUGUCCUUUGCCCAGUGCGCCGUCAUGUUGGAUUUUGAGGGGCUGGAAGGUGAGGACGGCGCGCUGGAGAAGCUGCGCGCCUGGAGCAGGUCCAUCGAGGAUCUGCAGCCCCCCAGCGCUCUGCCCGCGCCCUUCGGCAGCAGCAUCGCCCGCUCCGCUCGCCAGAGUGCCCUACGCUACGGGACGCUGCCGAGCCGUAGGGCACUGAAGAAUUCACGCCUGGUGAGCCAGAAGGACGACGUCCACCUCUGCAUCAUGUGCCUCCGGGCCAUCAUGAACUACCAGUACGGCUUCAACCUGGUCAUGUCCCAUCCCCAUGCUGUUAAUGAGAUCGCUCUGAGCCUCAAUAACAAGAACCCGAGGAUGAAGGCGCUGGUGCUGGAGCUGUUGGCAGCUGUCUGCUUGGUGAGGGGUGGCCACGAGAUCAUCUUGGCUGCCUUCGACAACUUCAAGGAGGUCUGCAAGGAGAAGCACCGCUUCGAGCGGCUGAUGGACUACUUCCGCAAUGAGGACAGCAGCAUCGACUUCAUGGUCGCCUGCAUGCAGUUCAUCAACAUCGUGGUGCACUCUGUGGAGGACAUGAACUUCCGCGUCCAUCUCCAGUAUGAGUUCACCAAGCUGGGGCUGGAGGAGUUCCUGCAGUCGAGGCACACGGAGAGUGAGAAGCUGCAGGUACAGAUCCAAGCGUACCUGGACAACGUCUUUGACGUGGGGGGGCUGCUGGAGGAUGCCGAGACCAAGAACGUGGCACUGGAGAAGGUGGAGGAGCUGGAGGAGCAUCUCUCCCAUCUAACGGAGAAGCUGCUGGACCUGGAGAACGAGAACAUGAUGCGGGUGGCGGAGCUGGAGAAGCAGCUGCUGCAGCGGGAGAAAGAGCUGGAGGUGGUCAAGGAAACCUACGAGCACACGAGCCACCAAGUGCGCACCCUGCGGCGCCUCAUCCAGGAGAAGGACGAAGCGUUCCGGCGGCGCUACGGCUCCGAGCCGCCCCCGGCGCCGGGCACCGAGGCCCUGCCCCAGCCCCAGCCCGAGCCCCCGGGGGACACCCCGAGGGUCUCCGUCCUGCCCCCCGCCGAGCCCGCGCCUCCCCCGCCGCCGCCUGCUCCCCCCCUGCCGCCCCCCGCCCCCCCGCUGCCCGGCAAGUGCCCCCCAGCUCCGCCACUGCCCGGGGCUUCACCCUCCAUCGCCCUCACUGUGGGGCUCUCGGCCAUCCGCAUCAAGAAGCCCAUCAAAACCAAGUUCCGGCUGCCGGUCUUCAACUGGACGGCGCUGAAGCCCAACCAGAUCAGCGGGACCGUGUUCAGCGAGCUGGAUGAUGAGCGGGUGCUGGAGGACCUGGACCUGGAGCGCUUCGAGGAGCUGUUCAAGACCAAGGCGCAGGGGCCAGCACUCGACCUGGUGUGUGCCAAGAGCAAGGGAGCGCAGAAGGCGGCGAGCAAAGUGACGCUGCUGGAGGCCAACCGCGCCAAGAACCUGGCCAUCACCCUGCGCAAAGCUGGCCGCAGCGCUGAGGAGAUCUGCAGGGCCAUCCACACGUUUGACCUGGCGACGCUGCCGGUGGACUUUGUGGAGUGCCUGAUGCGGUUCCUGCCCACGGAGGCGGAGGCGAAGGCGCUGCGGCAGUACGAGCGCGAGCGGAAGCCGCUGGAGGAGCUGGCGGACGAGGACCGCUUCAUGCUGCACUUCAGCAAGGUGGAGCGGCUGCCGCAGCGCAUGGCCAUCAUGGCCUUCCUCGGCAACUUUGCUGACAACCUCCAGAUGCUCACACCGCAGCUCAAUGCCAUCAUCGCGGCCUCAGCCUCUGUUAAGUCGUCCCAGAAGCUCAAGCACAUGUUGGAGAUCAUCCUGGCACUGGGCAACUACAUGAACAGCAGCAAGCGCGGCGCUGUCUACGGCUUCAAGCUGCAGAGCCUGGACCUGCUCCUGGACACCAAAUCAACGGACAGGAAGAUGACGCUGCUGCACUUCAUCGCGCUGACGGUGCGGGAGAAGUACCCGGAGCUGGCGACCUUCUGGCAGGAGCUGCACUUCGUGGAGAAGGCGGCUGCAGUGUCCCUGGAGAACGUGCUGCUGGACGUGAAGGAGCUGGGCCGGGGCAUGGAGCUGCUGCGGCGCGAGUGCGGGCUGCACGAGCACAGCGUCCUGCGCGGCUUCCUGGCCAGCAGCGAGGGCAAACUGGAGCGGCUGCAGCGGGACGCGCGCACGGCCGAGGACGCCUACAACACCGUGGUGCGGUACUUCGGCGAGAGCCCCAAGACCACCCCCCCGUCCGUCUUCUUCCCAGUCUUUGUCCGCUUCAUCCGCUCCUAUAAGGAUGCGGAGCUGGAGAACGAGACGCGGAAGAAGCAGGAGGAGGUGAUGCGGGAGAAGCUGCUGGCGCAGGAGGCCAAGAAGCAGGAGAAGCGCAACAAGUGGCAGCAGCAGGAGCUGAUCGCGGAGCUGCGGCGGCGCCAGGCCAAGGACCAUCGCCCGGUCUACGAGGGCAAAGACGGCACCAUCGAGGACAUCAUCACCGCGCUGAAGAGCGUCCCCUUCACCGCCCGCACGGCCAAGCGCGGGUCCCGCUUCUUCUGCGACCCCGCGCACCACGACGAGUCCAACUGUUAGCGUCAGCCCGCAGGUGGAUCCGGCUGUAGCUGUGGCAGGGCCUGGACCCCAGCACCGGAUGGGGGGGCACUACCUGGACACCCCCUCCCGCCUGCAUUGGGGCCCAGCUGACCCCUGGGGGUGCCCCCACCCCAUUGGGGUUCUCCCCCACAGCUCCCCAUGGGGACCACGGGGCACCCACCCCCGCGCUCGUCACUUUGACCACAGAUGUGAACACUAAUUGCCAAAGAAAAGGGACCAAAGCCAGGCUGGGGGGGGGGAGUGGCAGGACGGUGCCCCCCCCCCCCCGCCCCAGACCCCCCCCAAUCCAAUCCCCCCCCCCCCCCCGUGACUUUUUGUACAUGUGAAAUAUAUGGA